AUAAAUAUGGCGGACAAUUUUACUACGCUCUCUGUAACUGCCCAGAGCAAUGACUGUGACCUGUACGCUCACCACAGCACAGCCAGGGUGCUAAUGCCUCUGCAUUACAGCCUGGUCUUCGUCAUCGGGCUGGUGGGAAACUUGUUGGCCUUGGUCGUCAUUGUUCAAAACAGGAAAAAAAUCAACUCUACUACCCUCUAUUCUACAAAUUUAGUGAUUUCUGAUAUACUUUUUACCACUGCUUUGCCAACGCGGAUAGCCUACUAUGCACUGGGCUUUGACUGGCGAAUCGGCGACGCCCUGUGUCGGGUCACUGCUCUAGCAUUUUACAUCAACACCUAUGCGGGUGUGAACUUCAUGACCUGCCUCAGCAUUGACCGCUUCUUCGCUGUGGUGCACCCUCUACGCUACAACAAGAUGAAAAGAGUUGAACACGCAAAAGCCGUCUGUGUAUUUGUCUGGAUUCUCGUAUUUGCUCAAACCCUCCCACUACUCAUCAACCCCAUGUCAAAGGCGGAGCCUGAAAGGACGACAUGCAUGGAAUAUCCGAACUUCGAGGACAUGAAGUAUCUCCCCUGGAUCCUGCUGGGCGCUUGCUUCAUAGGAUAUGUGCUUCCGCUUGUCAUCAUUCUUAUCUGCUAUUCCCAAAUCUGCUGCAAACUCUUUAAAACUGCCAAGCAGAACCCACUAACGGAGAAAUCCGGUGUAAACAAAAAGGCUCUCAACACGAUUAUCUUUAUCAUUGUUGUGUUUGUUCUGUGUUUCACACCUUACCAUGUUGCAAUCAUUCAACACAUGAUUACAAAGCUCCGUCUGCCUGAGCCUCUGGACUGCAGCCGACGACACUCGUUCCAGAUUUCUCUGCACUUUACGGUAUGCCUGAUGAACUUCAACUGCUGCAUGGACCCUUUUAUCUAUUUCUUUGCGUGCAAAGGUUACAAGAGAAAGGUUAUGAAGAUGUUGAAACGUCAAGUCAGUGUAUCAAUUUCCAGUGCUGUCAGGUCAGCUCCUGAUGAAAAUUCUCGUGAAAUGACAGAAUCGCAGAUGAUGAUACAUUCCAAGUCUUCAAAUGGCAAGUAGAAAAGAUUACAUUCCGGAUUUAUAGCAAGGUAAACUGCACGAGGAACUCUGCUGGACUUUUCAUGAGAAGCAAAAUGACCAUUCACCUCUCAAGAAGGAUUCCUUCCAAUUCUUUUCACUGGGCACUAUUUCUCACCUCCAACUUGGAAGUGAAACUGUUACACACACAUACAUGUAUGUGUGUGUACAUUUAUAUAUAUGCAUCUAUCAGCUCAAGAGAACAUUAUGCAAAGCUCUAAUCUGUAAAUGAAUCAGAUGCCAAAAGGGAGGUGCUACCGUACUGUCACGGUAAAAAGAAAAGUUUUGUGCUAACAAAAAAAUUCAAUCAUUAAUAUUUCCUGCCAAUAAAUUGGCAAAAGAAAAGAGACUGAUCAGAUUGUACAUUGCAGAUGUAAAAAUGUUAAUACUGUAACAUAUUUUUGGUAACAUUUCUUAAAUUCAUGUUUCUUUCAAUUUCAGAUUUUAUCUCCUCAAUACCACCAGUUGUUUUGGUUGUGUUUGUUUUGUUCCCAGUCAUAACUCUGCUGCAAAGAACUCUUUUGGAACAAAGAGCAGGAUGG
This is a messenger RNA of Lepus europaeus (European hare), 1640 nucleotides long. RefSeq names its product G-protein coupled receptor 183. Gene Ontology annotation, cellular component: membrane. The coding region runs from base 7 to 1080 and encodes 357 amino acids. Gene Ontology annotation, molecular function: oxysterol binding; G protein-coupled receptor activity. The transcript has a single exon. Gene Ontology annotation, biological process: G protein-coupled receptor signaling pathway. The record is from RefSeq and is a predicted model, not a curated record. Lineage: Eukaryota; Metazoa; Chordata; Mammalia; Lagomorpha; Leporidae.